GUUAUGCAUUUUGGAAAAUACAGAGAUGUAGCAGAAUGUGGGCCUCAUCAAGAAAUAGAUUUAAAUCCUAAACAAAUUGUAACUGCAGAUAGACAGACUUUUUACUGUGUUCCAGUGCCAGGAGAAUCAGCGUGGGUGAAAGAAGCUUAUAAUAGUGCAAGUCAAGCUCGAGUUUGUCCAUCAACAUCAUACACACCAAGUCGCCAUAAGAGAAGUUAUGAGGAUGAUGAAGACAUGGAGUUGCAUCCAUCGAAACAAAGAGAACAGCACAUCGGUAUCAGCUGAGAUAAUGUUGUCUUUCUCCUGAAAGUUACUUAUUUUUCAGAAUUACUAUUAUGGUGUAUCCAUUUGUAUUGAAGUGAUUUAAUUGAAGUGAAUUCUUGUUGACUUAGAAUAGACUCAGAAUAGAUUUAGAAUAUGAUUUUAUAUACCGUUAUCUGGUUUUUGAAAUAAUUAGAUGAGUUCAGGUAUAGUUGCAAAGAGAGCAAAUUUCUGAAUGUACCACUGGUCUGAUGUGUUAUCCAUGGGUCAGUUUGUAUCUACAGAUAUAUUAUUUACAGACCAGUAUUUGCAAAUACUAUAUUCUUGAAAAUCAAGAAUGUUUCUGAUUUAUAGAAAGAGCAAGAGCAAACUCAUGGAGAGAUGAUACAUUUAAUUGUUAACCAUGAAAAUAAAUAGGACAAUAUAUAACUGAAUGCCAGUUGCGGCAGAAAAAUAAUGAAGGGGGUUAUGAACUUCAUGAUUCUCUUUAUUUGGCUCAGUUAUUGAAAAAAAUAUGUGCUGAAUUAAAUCAGAGGUGGGCCAUUUGCAGAGUCAUCUAUAUUUUUGUACUUCUAACAUAGUUUUUAAAACACCAUAUAUAGGGAGUCCAGAAAUAAGCACUCUUAUUCCAGCCAACUAAUACAGAUGUUAAGGUCAGGGAGAAAAAAAGUGUACAAAACAAAUAAAAUAACAGUUUUCCCUUUGUUUUGUUUCUACACAUUUCCAUUUCUUUUCCUACCCUUCAUAGUAUUCUGAAGAGAGUACUCAUUUCCUUGGUUUCAUCUAGGACUUAGUACUCCUUUUGUAAAUUAAAAUACUUUUGGGGAAUUGCUGUUCUGAAAAGAAUCUAAGCUCCAGUGUUUGCAACAUGCACUUGUGACUCAGCAUGAUGUAAUUUUUUUUUUUUCAAAAAGCAGCAAUAAAUAUUAAUCUCAAACGAUGAGUUUUAAGGUAGUGGAAACUGUUG
Thamnophis sirtalis is the source of this 1228-nucleotide messenger RNA. The record is from RefSeq and is a predicted model, not a curated record. Lineage: Eukaryota; Metazoa; Chordata; Lepidosauria; Squamata; Natricidae.